GACGGAGUACUCGUAAUAUUUAUGACUUUCUCCGUCUUCUUCACAUCGGCACUUGGCUCCUUCUCGUCCUCGUCUUCUUCUUAGCCAAGCUUUUCUCUGUAAAUUCUAAUACUCCGUAGUUCGGUUCCCGAAUUUUAAAUUUUUACUCGUCCAUCUCUCCCUAGGGUUUAUGUUUCUCUAGAUUUUUUCGAUUCGGAAGAUCUGUUCGGAUAUGCACUUUUCGCAUCCCUCAUUUCGAAGCUUGUGACUGGAUAAUAACGGGUUCAUUUGAGUUGGAGCUGUAUAUGCGUGGAUUCUCUCUUCCGGAGUCUAUUUAGGGUUUGUUGAAUGAUACAGGAAGAACACAAAGAUCUGAGGAUUUGCUUUGGGAAAAUUUUGAUUUGUAGGCUUCGUGAUGGAUGUUGAUUUUGAUGGCGAUGUGGCGAAUCUUGAUGCUGAGCUCUUGCAGCUCUCGGAGGUGUCUCCUCUGGCUAUCAAAGCGAAUCCUCUUAUCCCCGAGAAGCUCUUUGAUCAAUGGCUGUCGCUUCCAGAAACAGUCUCAUUGGUAAAAUCUUUGGUUAACAAUGCCAAGGGUGGUGGUCCUCUCAAUGUUUCCGGAACAUCUAGCACUGGUGCUGCCACAAGCAAUUCUUUGCCGUCUAUGUUUCCUGCUGGCAGCACACCUCCACUUUCACCAAGAAGCUCAUCAGGUUCACCCAGAACCAUGAAGCACAGGACUGGUCCUUCUCAGUUAGGUUCUCCUUUGAAAUUAGUGAAUGAACCAGUUAAAGAGAUGAUACCUCAGUUCUACUUUCAAAAUGGACCUCCACCUCCAACAGAAUUGAAGGAAAGGUGCUUGUUUAGGAUCAACCAGUUUUUCUAUGGUCACAGUGAUGGAAUACAAAUGCAUGAAUUUAAGUUGAUUACAAAAGAGAUAUGCAAGCUUCCAUCAUUCUUCUCCACCGCUCUGUUUAAGAAGAUUGAUGUUGAUUGUGGUGGUAUUGUUACCAGGGAUGCCUUUGCUGAUUUUUGGGUGAAUAGUAAUAUGUUGACAAAAGAUCUUGCGACCCAAGUAUUCACCAUCUUGAAACAGCCAGAUUUGAAGUACUUGACACAGGAGGACUUCAAACCUGUGCUUAGAGAACUUUUGACUACUCAUCCAGGGUUGGAGUUCUUACAGAGUACACCCGAAUUCCAAGAAAGAUAUGCUGAAACUGUUAUAUAUAGAAUAUUUUACUAUGUGAAUAGAUCGGGGAAUGGCUGUCUUACCCUCAGAGAACUGAAACGUUCGGACCUAGUUUCUGCAAUGCUACAUGCUGAUGAAGAAGAGGAUAUCAACAAGGUCUUAAGAUUCUUUUCCUAUGAACAUUUUUACGUGAUAUAUUGCAAGUUUUGGGAGCUGGAUACAGAUCAUGAUUUUCUGAUUGACAAAGAGAACCUUAUCAGAUAUGGCAACCACGCGCUUACUUAUCGGAUUGUUGAUAGGAUAUUCUCUCAGGUUCCCAGAAAGUUCACUAGUAAGGUUGAAGGAAAGAUGAGUUAUGAAGAUUUUGUUUACUUCAUAUUGUCAGAAGAGGACAAGUCAUCUGAGCCUAGUCUGGAGUACUGGUUUAAGUGCAUAGAUUUGGAUGGAAAUGGGGUUCUUACCAGAAAUGAAAUGCAGUUCUUCUAUGAGGAGCAGUUGCAUAGAAUGGAAUGCAUGGCCCAAGAGCCGGUUCUUUUUGAGGAUAUCCUAUGCCAGAUUGUCGACAUGAUAAGUCCCGAGGAUGAAAGCUAUGUUACAUUACGUGACUUGAAGGGAAGCAAACUAUCAGGCAGUGUUUUCAACAUUCUUUUUAACCUCAAUAAAUUUAUGGCAUUUGAAACUCGUGAUCCUUUCCUAAUUCGUCAGGAGCGUGAGAAUCCAAAUUUGACUGAAUGGGACCGCUUUGCGCAUCGAGAAUAUAUUAGGCUUUCGAUGGAGGAAGAUGCUGAAGAUGCAUCCAAUGGAAGUGCUGAUGUCUGGGAUGAAUCGCUCGAGGCUCCCUUUUGAGUUUUAGUUAUGCAAAAUAUAUGAAAGGUGAUUGUAGGGAAGUUUACUUGGUGUGGCGUGGAGUUUGAACAGGGGAGGACAAUUUUGCACAGCAAACCCAUGGGAUUAGCCGAUGUGUCUUGUUUCAGGAGAAGAAAAAAAGGUGGUUUUUUAAAAAUUGCUAGAGGAAUUUUUUGUUGCAUCUGCAUAAAAGCUUGGUUGCCAAGUUAAACAUGAUCAGUUCUACUAGUAUAGAAGCAGCUCCUUCUGACUUAAAAAACAAAACCUCUCAAUUGUAUUUGGCGGCAAGUCCCCGCCAAUUCACAAUUGACAGAUUUUGCUGAAAACCUAAUUCAUAAGGUCUAGCACUUCUUUCUUUCUUUGUUCAUCUAGUUAGUUGUAAGGAACUGUGAUUAUUAAUUUUUCUGUUUCUAGAUAAAAAGUUAGGGUUUUUUUUCUUCUUUUCCCAACAAAAAUGAUGUUUCUCUAGGAUGAUGAGUGUUCCCAGGUGUAGUGCUUUUGUUUGUUUGUUUAAAUAUUCGUUUGUCUUUUCAAUAUCUGUGGUGUGGAUCUCCGAAAUGAUGUGAUUUGUAGCCUAACUAAUUGCUAAUGACUGGUGACUGUAGCCUAUAUUAGUAGUAUAUACAUAUAUUAAAAGGGUUGUAUGUUAACUUGACUUAUUAGCAUGUGGCAGUGCCACAUCCUUGGGGGGUUUCUAAUGGUGAUGAAACCGUAGGGAUGGACAUGUGCUUUUUAGCCUUUUGUAUAUCCUACUAGUUAUUUCUUCUGAAUGUAUUUGGGCAUAUGAAUCAAAGGUUAUCAAUACCUUCCUGGAUGUGGCUUUGGAUUUGCUAUUGUAAUGAGCGAGCGAGAUAUAUUUUGGUACCGGAGUACCGGACCAUGCAGGUCAAAAUAAAAGGGUUAAUUUAUACCAUUACCCUGCAGGUAUUUAUUUAGUCCUACUUUUUACUUUUGGUCUAUUGUUUUUUUGGCUUACAGUUAUUGA
Cuscuta europaea is the source of this 2996-nucleotide messenger RNA. The record is from the annotation of a GenBank genome assembly. Lineage: Eukaryota; Viridiplantae; Streptophyta; Magnoliopsida; Solanales; Convolvulaceae.